Cornus florida is the source of this 1609-nucleotide messenger RNA. RefSeq lists its product as uncharacterized. The record is from RefSeq and is a predicted model, not a curated record. The coding region runs from base 184 to 1209 and encodes 341 amino acids. The transcript has 4 exons. Lineage: Eukaryota; Viridiplantae; Streptophyta; Magnoliopsida; Cornales; Cornaceae.
CCUCCACGUGUCCAAACUCUCUCGCGUCGUCGAGUUAUCCGUUAACCCUAAUCUCUCUCCUCUCUUUUUCUCUCUCUUCUCUGCAACUCCAUUGAAGAAGAGAAGAGAACACAAAUCAAAUCAAAUCAAUUUUAAUUCUUUAUUUUUCAAGAAAUUUGAUUCUUUUCUAUACAUAUAUAGUAAAUGGGAAAGCUUAUAUGUGAUUCGACGACGUCGUCACCGGUGAUUCCGUGGAGAGAUCCAACAUCAGCUCCGACACUGGACAGCAUCGAGACCGUUGAUCUAGCUGACCACAAUACAAUCAACGCCUGGGAAAACGUGACCGGCUUGGAGGACCAGCAAAGGCGUCAUUUGCAGAGGCUUCACGCCAAGGGAGUGCUGUGGAAGCAUCCAGGGGAUGGUGACUCUGACUCCUCCGUCGUCGCGGAGGGGGUGGUGUUCCGGCUGACGCACGGCGGAGACGUGGAGGCGGACGGGAACUGUCUCUUCACGGCGUCGCAGAAGGCGAUGGGAUCGGCGGCGGCAGGCGCCAGAGAUCUGCGGCGUAGGACGGUGAGGAGGUUCUUGGAGGAUCUUGGAUCUGUGAGCGGAUUGGAGAGAGAUGUGAUUGAGGAUGCUAUAAAGCAUAUGUACUCGCCUGAUCUAAGGUCUGGUUGGGGGAUUCAUGUAGUUCAGGAGAUCAAGCUUUUGGCCAAGAAAGAAGGUCGAGAGGCGUUGGAUUCAGCUAUCGACGAGCUUGUUCAGCUGGGUAUGCAAAGAGAGUUGGCUGCGGAGUCAAUUUACAAAGAGAGGUGUACUGCUGUGGAUGAUGGGCCGAGUUGGGCCAAGUACAUGUCAAUCUCUGGGUCUCCUGGUGAUGAAUAUGAUAUCAUCACUUUGCAAUAUACUGAGGAGGGUUUAUUAACUGUAGAUGAGAACAGAGAAGGCCAUGCUGCUGCUUUUGGAGAUGAUAUAGCGAUAGAAUGUCUUGCAACUGAGUUUAAAAGAGAGAUAUAUGUGGUGCAAGCUCACGGAUCAGAUGCAAUGGUGGAUGAAGAAAAUUGUGUUUUUUUCCUUCCACAUCGACCAAGGAGUGAAAUUUGUGAACCUCCCUUCUUCCUCUUCAUGAAAGGAACAGGUUGGUGUGGGGCUGGAGCUGACCACUAUGAGCCCCUUAUUGCUCAUCCUUCCUCACUUGUGUCCCCGGAGAAAGUUGCUCUGGUACUCUGAGGUCUUACUCAUGCAGUUUUGUGGCGUAGAGGUUAAAUAGAAGUAGUCGUUCAAUUUUCCCCCCAUUAUUUGGCAUGCAAAGUUGUUCUCCACAUACUUUUCUAGAAAACAUGGAGAAUUUUCGUGCUUAGAAUUGAUUUUUCUUUCAUCAGUAUUGGACUCGGUCACUUUUUCCUUACAGCUGGCAGGUUUUGUGCCUAUGCCUGAGCAGUUCUGUAGUAUCAUAGUUGUAGUGGUUUUGCCGGCUUCUAUAUUUGUUGUUGUUGAGUUUUCUUGAGGAUCCUUGUAUCAUCUUGGUACUAUUGUUGUUCAAGGUUGAAUAGUACCCUCUUUUCUUUUUUUUUUUUUUUUGUAUCUGAUUCUGGAUUUCAUUUAUUUAAUGAUAGAAGUGACUUUUUCA